GAAAUUAGCGCCCAAGUGUUUAUUCUAAGCAGCGCGUCCAACCAAUCGUAGCAAGCCAUGAGUCAUGGGCACGACCUGUUGGCUGCAUUUAUGUAACUGUUGACUGGGUCUCGCCCCCCUUCUCCCCAGCCGAUUUUGCUCGAAUGCAAUUCUUCAUUCGUACAAUGAGGAAGCCAAAUAAAGGGAUAAUCGCUACAGAGAAACUGAAGAUGGUCUAAUAGACAACCUAUGUAUAUAUUAUAAAAUGACAUGGUAUCUAUUGUAUUGUUCUUCGUGCUUGAUGAUAGUUCAACUAGAACAAUCCAUGAACAAAAAAGGCCUAACGUCAGCAAGGCUCUGUGGCUUUAUUGUUCCGUGUCUAGCGUGACCACCAACAGCUGCAAGAGGCCGAGUUGCCUUUUUGCGUUAGUGUCACCGUUCACGUGCAGAGGGUAGUAAUGAAACAGGUAUAACUUGUCUUCUCUAGACCCGGUUUGGACAAAGUUCCUGCACCACUGCAGCCGACAAUCACCAAAAUGGCACGAUUUUCCCCGCUCAUUGCCUUCGCAGCUCUUCUCCUUAUGCCUAUCACAACGGGUCUGGCGAUGCCCCAUAUUGAUGGUGGCCAUGAGCCUGCUCCCAACGGUGGCCAUGAACCUAUUCCUAAUGGCGGACAUGAGCCAAGAUUCGCUCCCUAUAUUUCCAGUCCAAAUGUGCUCAGCGUGGAUGGUGGCCACGAGCCCUAACUAUACCAUUACGAGCAUAAUAAUACUAGACAAUAAAUAAUACACAUUUGAUCAUCGAACAGCUUCUUAAGAACAGUGAGAAGCCAUCCCUCCCAACAAGCAAUAUGCAAUACCAUUUGAGAAAAAUUGGUAACCAACAUGGAAAAUCAAAAUUGUAUACUUGGAUUUUAUUGCUAAAGAUUUAAUACAUCCUAACAGUAUCGCCCAAUAUCGCUGAACUCAUCACUUGAUUAGUAUCGAAUGACAAACACAGCGUAGAAUUUAU
Messenger RNA from [Torrubiella] hemipterigena, 990 nucleotides. The record is from the annotation of a GenBank genome assembly. Lineage: Eukaryota; Fungi; Ascomycota; Sordariomycetes; Hypocreales; Clavicipitaceae.